UGGCGGAAAUGUCGAACAGUUGUGAAUUAUUGCUCUGGGAAAUACCGCUUUUUGACCCGCUUUACAUUCUUCAAAAAUAAAUCGUAUGUAAGAAUUGAAAAUAAGACUAAUCGUAAAAGCAGGAGUGCAAACUCUUUUCUGAAAACUGCUGAAGAUACCCGGCCAAAAUGAGGGAGUUCAAGGUGGUGAUCCUCGGAAGUGGAGGCGUGGGCAAGAGUGCCCUUACCGUGAAGUUCGUAUCGGGGACGUUCGUGGAAAAAUACGACCCAACGAUAGAAGAUUUUUAUAGGAAGGAAAUUGAAGUGGAUAAUGCACCAAGUGUUUUAGAAAUUCUAGACACGGCAGGUACUGAACAAUUUGCGUCAAUGCGUGACUUGUACAUAAAAAAUGGCCAAGGUUUUGUCAUAGUGUAUUCCAUAACAAGCUUACAGACUUUCCAGGACAUAAAAACCAUGAAGGACCAAAUCGUGCGAGUGAAAGGCAUAGAGAAAGUGCCAGUGGUUUUAGUGGGGAAUAAGUCAGACUUGGACCAACAGAGGGAGGUGUCGACAGAGGAGGGCUUGUCACUUGCACAUUUGUGGGGGUGUCCAUUCGUGGAAGCAUCGGCGAAAAAUACGCAAAACGUAAAUGAAGUAUUUAUAGAAAUUGUGCGAGAAAUGAACUAUUCGCCGUCAAAAAAUAAAAAUGGAUGCUGUGUGAUACUCUAACUAGGGGCCAAUAGAUGGAGCAAAUGUACCACACCGAUCAUGCUAAAACCGUCUCGGACAAUCACCAAGUGUCACUGGCAUUGAGUUUUUGCCAUGUGUUAUGUGAUCUUUGCAAUACGAGUAGGCCUAUGGAUGGAGAUGUAGUGUUCGACGGAAAGAUCAUGUUUAAACCGUCUAAGAUGUCAGACAAUCGUUAGGCUACUUGCAUUGAGCUGUCCAAUUCUUUGCCAUGCGUCGUUUGAUCUUAGCAAUACAAGUCGGCCAAUAGAUGGAGCUAGUGUACUCAUGGACAGAUCGUGCUUGAGCCAUCUGGGAUGUAUCGGACAGACACCAAGUGUCACAUUCAUUGAGCUGUCUAAUGGAAUCAUAGCUAUCUUUACAACACGAGGGGGCCUGUAGCAGAGUUUGUUUACUAUGGACAGUCGUGCAACCAGUCUCAGAUGUGUCAGACUAUCGCUGACAUCACAUGCAUGAAGCUGUCCAAUAGAAUCCUUUGCCGUGUCAUGUGAUCUUUGCAAUAAGAGAUGACGCUAGUCGGCACAAAUUUUAAAAUUUGUUUGACUGUCAGCCAAUCACCAAAGGUCUUCUGCAUUGGGUUGUCCUAUGGAAAUCCUUUGUAAUGCAUCAUGUGAUCUCAGCAAUACGAAAAGCUUGACUGUACUUCCAUGAAUGUCCCAUGGAGACGACUAUACACCCAUAGCUGAAUCCCAGUGAAUGUGACAUUCAAUGUUGUUCCAAAUCAUGCCAGAGUUUUGAAUUCCAAAAAUGAAAAUAAAUCAUUUUUGGGAUUGUGAUUUUAUCCGCAUAAUGUUUUUUUGCUGAAUUAUGCUUGUCCUAUCCAUGGCAUCAGUCUAACCUGUAUCUUGUUUUUCAUCUGGUUUGAUUGUUUACAUUUGAUGAGCCUGUGACAUGUUGAUAAAAAUGACAGUCAUUGCUGUGCAGUGAUUGAGUGGACCAAAUUUGUACCAGUGUAAAGUUGGUGACUUAUUCCCUACAAGAAGCCAACAAUUUUAGUUCAGAGGUUCCAUUGUUUUGUCUUUUUAGUGAUAGAUGGCAGCACUUGCCACUGGUGAUGGGUUGCCCGUUGUUGACACUUUUGUUAUUCCUCGAUAAACUGGUGAUGAUUUCUGAUGUAACGUAAAUGUAAUAGGGAUGAACACUCUUGUGUGCAUUUCUGCAUGCCACGACGAUUGGGUGCCAAUUGGUGGUCAUUUGUGCAAGUAUGCGUUCUUGGACACGACCAUUAGCAAGGUAAGUUGGUACAAUUCUAACCCCUGUACAAUUAUGUAGCCUCUGUUAGCAUUCAUGUGUAUUGUUCUACACUGUAGGGGCUAGGAUUGUACCAGGGCUGGAAUUGUUCGCCUUAUUUUGCAUUAGGAAGUCCCCACCAGUAAUCCUUUAUUGUUAGAAUACCGUUUCAGUAUAUAGUGCCCUUACUUCUCUGCGGUUGCCUAAAUCGUGUGGAUAGCACAAUUUUAAGGCAAUAAGCUGUCCGAACAGCACCCUUCCAUAAUGGUAUGCACCGUUUGUCUGAAAACAGGCACUGGCAAAACUAGGCAUUAUUUUAUUCCAAGUAUUGGUUGCCGCGGUGUCUUCAGUGAUGUUGAAAUGGUUGUCUCCUGGUUUAUUCCAGACAUCAGAAGAGGGUACUGUUAAAAUUCCACCUUGCUAACUGGGGUGAAAUAAAGAGUGUCCCAAAAGCACUUCCAGUUUGAUUGGACGACUUGAGGAUUCCAUGUAUGGGACUGUCCAUAAAGUAUGUACACACUGAAGAGGGGAGGUCCACAGCUGAGAGUACAGGGUGUGUACAGGGGGGAGGGGGCACGAAAAUCCGGGUUUUAUUACGUAAGUACUUUAUGGAUGAUUCCUGAUCCUGAUGUUGUUUCAGGAAGUUGGCUCAGAUCUUUUUCACUGUGUACAAGGGUAGGGUAAUGUACAUGCUGGGAAGAUAUUGUUCUUGUUGUGCGGGGCAUGUGAAUACCACUCGGGCAAGUUUUUGUAUCCUGUUAUACACCAUCAUCAGCAAAAUGUACACUUGUCCACUCUCAAUGAUAAGGGAAGUAGCCAUUGGACUGUUCUUCCUGCCUGGACAGCACUGUUUUUUUUGGGACACCCUGUACAAUGUAGACUUAAAAUGCUUGAUAUUUGGCCGUUAUAUGUCUUCCAGAGUUUAUAUGUUUGCGUCCAACACUUUCAUAAAAUGGGACCAGAAAUAGAGAACACAGUUCCCUUUUAAGAACAGUGUUUAGAAAUCAAUUGUGUAUCAGAUAGAGAAAUCUGCAGCUAGGCUACUCAAUGAUGACAGUACAAUCGCUAUUUUGCACCUCGUUUUCUGAGUGUAGAAAUGGUGUUCAUUAGAACAUUACUUUUUCGGUGCAUUUCUUCCUCAUUUUGCAUGAUGUUGUGGCAUGAAUCCUUCCUCAUGCAUUUUUUUUAAAAAGAUCAAAGUGGUCAGGUUUACUGGUUUUGUCACCAUUUUGUCAAGUAUUAAAGGAUGAGCUGUAUAAGCAAAUGUGUCCUUAAACACAACAUGCCUAUAUAGUCUGUGCAUUGUGUCCAGGCAUGAAAGUUCUGAAUUUGUUUGGGAGUAGGCUCCCCUGGUAACUUGUCCUUCUUAGCCUUCCUAAUUCCUUGGUGCAGUGUUCAUGGAUCACAAAACUUCCUUGUAUUGUCAAUUGCCAACUUUAUUCCUCUUUACUUUUGUGAUUCAGAAAAUUUCUUUCUUACAAAUUUUAUUUUAGAGGACAACAAAUCUUGUGAGUGUCUUUUUUCCCGAAUCGAAGGUAUUUGCGAAAUCCCGUCGGACACCCUAAUUGGAAAUGUCAAAUGCUGUCGUCAAUUUGAGGUGUCCGGAUAAUACAGGUUAGAAUGAGUUGAGAAGACCAAUUUGGACCAAAGUCAGGGUCAUCAGUAGAGUGGGAGUCCGUCUAAGAGAGGUGUCUACUAAUGGAGGUUCCACUGUAUAAUUGGCCGAUAUCAUUUUCCAAAAAGGUAUUCAUUCUGUGUCCAGCAUAUCUUCCAUUUAGUUCUUUUUGAUUGCCAGAUGGCAGCAUGAUAUAGUCUUUCACAUUCUAGCCAGCAGGUGGCAGUGUCUAACCUUCCCAUGUAGACUCCUAUGCAUAAUGUAUAUUGACCUCUGUACAAUUAUAUUUAUAGAUUAAUAGCUAAUUUUGUAACUAGCAUUAAGCUUGCCUCCGUGGAACAAGUGUCAAUCUAGCCAUGUUUUGACAGCUUCAUAAAAGGAGAAGUGACAUGGUGGUAGGGGGGUGGGGGGGGGGGGGGCUGAUUCGUCACCAGUGAAUCUAUUCAUAAUGUAUUCAUUCCUGCAUAUGUAUUGUGUCCUUUGUUUUAUGCCUCUCAAUCAGCAAAAGCCUGUUGAUAUGUAAAUCCCAAAUGGUACCCGAACACAAGGGUGUUAAUGUUCACUUUUGAGUUCAAAUGAGCAAUUUAUAUUGUAGCUGUCUGCGAUCACUGCUAUGUGUGAUAAAAGAUCUCUUCUGUGCGAGUCAAACCAGUAACUGCUUUAGGUGACCGUGUAAUGACCACCGCGAGAGAGCCAAUAUCACCACAUGCGAUUUAAAUCACAGAUUGCGGCAUUACAAAUGACUUGUUUGCGGGGCACAUUAAGAACAGGAAGACCGUACACUACAUAACUGCCGACCUGGUAUAUAUCUCUGUCCCCUCUUGUGGUAGCCAUGGCUAGAUUGACAGCUUUUUUCAGGGUGAUAUUAUAUUGUAUGUAAAUUAAUGUAAAUAAAAUAUAUUUAGACA
Lineus longissimus is the source of this 4478-nucleotide messenger RNA. RefSeq names its product ras-related protein Rap-2a-like. The coding region runs from base 168 to 707 and encodes 179 amino acids. The record is from RefSeq and is a predicted model, not a curated record. Lineage: Eukaryota; Metazoa; Nemertea; Pilidiophora; Heteronemertea; Lineidae. Gene Ontology annotation, biological process: negative regulation of cell migration; Rap protein signal transduction. The transcript is spliced from 3 exons. Gene Ontology annotation, molecular function: GTPase activity; GTP binding; GDP binding. Gene Ontology annotation, cellular component: plasma membrane.